This is a messenger RNA of Balearica regulorum gibbericeps (East African grey crowned-crane), 930 nucleotides long. RefSeq names its product tumor associated calcium signal transducer 2 (gene TACSTD2). The record is from RefSeq and is a predicted model, not a curated record. Gene Ontology annotation, cellular component: membrane. NCBI's taxonomy places the organism in Eukaryota, Metazoa, Chordata, Aves, Gruiformes, Gruidae.
AUGGAGCCUCUGUUUGGGGUGUUGCUGGGUUUGAUUCUGGCGGUAGCUUCAUCAGCGCAGAACAACUGUACCUGUGUGACCAACAAGUGGACAGUAUGUGCCCAGGAUGACUCUGGGAACUGCACCUGCACGCUGGUAGGUUCCAAUCGUGAGGUAGACUGUUCAACACUGACUUCAAAAUGCUUGCUGAUGAAGGCAGAAAUGAUCCCCCUGAAGGAGAAGUGCUUCCAGGGCCAUCCCCAUGGGCUGUUAGACAGUGAUGGCAUUUACAAUCCAGACUGCGAGGACAGUGGGAUCUUCAAAGCCAGGCAGUGCAAUCCAACUGAUACUUGCUGGUGUGUGAACACUGCUGGAGUAAGAAGAAGCGAAAAGGGUGACAAAAGCCUGAGUUGCAGUGAACUGGUAAGAACAAACUUGAUCUACCUUGAACUGAUACACAAAAAAAGGUCCAGUGCCUUUGAUGUGCCUGAUGUAAGAAACGCCCUGAAACACCUGUUUGAGAGCCGAUACAAACUGCACCCUAAGUACAUUGCAGCCAUUAAGUACAAUUCCCCACUUAUCCAAAUCCGCCUGAACCAGAGUGAGAAAUCCAGAUGUGAUGUAGAUAUAGCUGAUGUAGCCUACUACUUUGAAAAAGAUAUUAAAGAUGACUCUGUAUUUAAUUCCAACAGUACGUUAACUGUCACUGUCAAUGGAGAUGCUCUGGAUAUUGAAAAACUACAGAUUUACUAUGUUGAUGAAAAGCCACCGGAGUUUUGCAUGAAACAACUGGCUGCUAACAUUAGCGCUGUAGUCACAGUGGUGAUGCUGAUCGCUGGCUUUGGCAUCACUGUGCUAGUUAUUCUGAGGUGGCUGCGGACACGAAAAUACAAGAAAGCUGAGAUUAAAGAAAUGGAGGAAAUAAAAGCACAAAGCUUACAGCUGCCCUGA